This is a messenger RNA of Rhinopithecus roxellana (golden snub-nosed monkey), 1754 nucleotides long. RefSeq names its product coiled-coil domain containing 183 (gene CCDC183). The coding region runs from base 99 to 1703 and encodes 534 amino acids. NCBI's taxonomy places the organism in Eukaryota, Metazoa, Chordata, Mammalia, Primates, Cercopithecidae. The record is from RefSeq and is a predicted model, not a curated record. The transcript is spliced from 14 exons.
GCUGAGGUUCUGGGGACAAGCUGAGUGGCAGCUCUGAGCCAGCUGAGCCCAAGGAAGCUUUGAGGCACACAGGGUCCCUGGGGGAGCUGAGGGCAGCCAUGAGGAGGCACAGCGAGACAGACGUGGAGGAGCAGACCCAGGAGCUGAAGACCAUCACUCGGCUCCAGGAGCAGUGUCGGGCACUCCAGAUCCAGGGAGUGAAAGAGAAUACCGACCAGAACAAGGCCACGCUGGCCCUCCUGCGCAGCAACAUCCGCCGCGGGGCCCAGGACUGGGCUUUGGCCAAGAAGUAUGACCAGUGGACCAUCUCCAAGGCCUGCGGGAAAAACUUGCCUUUGCGACUGGCGCACUGCCGCAGUACCAUGGAGGUAGCGCGGGAGAAGCUGCGCAAGUACGUCUUCGACCGCGUGAACAUGCACAACCUACUGAUCCACCUGGUGCGGCGGCGCGGGCAGAAGCUGGAGAGCAUGCAGCUGGAGCUGGCCAGCCUGAGGAGCCAGCCGGACGCCAGCAAGCAGGAGCUGCGGCUGCUGCAGAUCAUCCGCCAGCUGGAGAACAACAUCGAGAAGACAACGAACAAGAUCAUCACCAGCCAGAACAUCCACCUGCUGUAUUUGGACCUGCUGGAUUAUCUGAAGACAGUGCUGGCAGGAUACCCCAUCGAGCUGGACAAGUUGCAGAACCUCGUGGUCAACUACUGCGCGGAGCUGUCGGAUAUGAAGAUCAUGUCCCAAGACGCCAUGAUGAUCACGGAUGAGGUCAAGAGGAACAUGAGGCAAAGGGAGGCGUCCUUCAUCGAGGAGCGCAGGGCAAGGGAGAACCGGCUCAACCAGCAGAAGAAGCUGAUCGACAAGAUCCACACGAAGGAGACCAGCGAGAAGUACCGCCGGGGCCAGAUGGACUUGGACUUCCCCUCCAACCUGAUGAGCAUGGAGACCCUGAAAUUAAGGAGACAAGAGACCUCCACAGCGGAAAUGGAAUACCAGGCGGGCGUGACUGCUGUGGUGGAGAAGGUCAAGAGUGCUGUACGGUGCUCUCACGUCUGGGACAUCGCUGGCCGCUUCCUGGCCCAGAGGAACACGGAGGAGAACCUGGAGCUGCAGAUGGAGGACUGUGAGGAGCGGCGGCUGCAGCUGAAGGCCCUGGUGAAGCAGCUGGAGCUGGAGGAGGCCGUGCUCAAGUUCCGCCAGCAGCCUAGCUCCAUCAGCUUCAAGUCCAUUGAGAAGAAGAUGACAGACAUGCUAAAAGAGGAAGAAGAGAGGCUCCAGCUCGCGCACAGCAACAUGACCAAGGGCCAGAAGCUGCUGCUGACCAUCCAGACGGGCAUCGACAACCUCUAUGUCCGGCUAAUGGGCAUCACCUUGCCUGCGACCCAGAAGGAAGUGGUGCCCUCCGACACCCUCGAUUUGAACAGCAAGCUGGCGUACUGCGAGGGGAAGCUCACACACCUGGCUGACAGAGUGCAGAUGGUGUCCAGGACCGAGGAGGGCGACACAAAGGUGAGAGAUGCCCUGGAGUCCUCGACUCUGAAGGAGAAGUACAACACCAGGAUCAGCUUUGAGGACCGGGAGGAGGAUAUGAUCGACACCUUCCAGUUCGCCGACGUGGACCAUAGCUACGUCCCUUCGCGCGCCGAGAUCAAGAGGCAGGCGCAGCGGCUGAUCGAUGCGAAGCUCAAGGCGGCCAAGAAGAAGAAGAAGUAGCCACGCCGCCCCGCUCCCUGCUUUGUUACACAAAUAAACAUUUUUCCAGGA